CAUUUAUUUAUUUUCUCAAAGAAGAAAGAAAGUGACAAUGGCAGAGCUCGAAGGAGAAGGAUCAUCACCAAAUGAAGCAAUGUUUUUUGCCUUGUCUUAUCUUCCUCUGUUUGAGCUAUUGACCAUGGCUCGAGUUUGCACAUCAUUCAGAGAUGCCAUAAAGAAUGACACACCUCCGUGGCUGAAAAUCGUUGUCGAUCGCCCCCUCAACCGCCGCCUCUCCGAUGAUCGUCUCCUGGAAGUUGCUUCCGUGGCGAAAGGCCAGCUACAAGCUCUUGUUCUCAUCAAUUGUCUCAACAUCACAGACAAUGGCCUCUUGACAGUUAUCCACCAUAAUCCUAGCAUCACCAAGCUUCAUGUCCCAGGAUGCACAAGCUUAUCAGCAGGAGGUGUGGUGAGAGCAGUGCAGCUUCUCACAAAAGACAACCACAGACUGAGAAGCCUCAAGAUCAGCGGCGUCUACGCCAUCCGGCCAGAAGACCUGCAUACACUACGCGGUCUAAUCGACCAUAACACGAUACAACAGAAGAAAAACAAGACCUUCUACCACCUUCAUAGGAUAGAGAGUGAUGACGAUCCUGGUAUUGAUGUCGAUAUAUGCCCAAAGUGCGGUGACGUGAGAAUGGUUUUCGACUGCCCCCGACUUCUCUGCAGACAGCAGCAACAGCAGCGGAGGCACGGGGAAUGCAGAGGGUGCAGCUCGUGCAUCGUGAGGUGCAUUGAGUGUGGCGUGUGCAUGAAAGGCAUUGAUCAAGAAGCUGAGGCAGCUGCCUGUGCAGAUGCCCUGUGCUUGGAGUGUUGGCUGAAUCUCCCAAAAUGCAAUUUCUGCAACAAGCCCUACUGCAGCCUACAUGCUGACCAGCAACAUACACUUUCAGACUCAGCAGGAUUUAUCUGUGCUACUUGUCACUCAAAAUUCAAUUGAGAACCACACAAACCCCAAAUCAUGAAUCAUUCACAAACUUGAUGUUUUGUUACACAAAUGAAUGAAUUACUAAUAUUUUAUCUA
Messenger RNA from Salvia hispanica, 1009 nucleotides. RefSeq names its product RNI-like superfamily protein (gene MEE11). The record is from RefSeq and is a predicted model, not a curated record. Lineage: Eukaryota; Viridiplantae; Streptophyta; Magnoliopsida; Lamiales; Lamiaceae. Gene Ontology annotation, molecular function: protein binding. Gene Ontology annotation, cellular component: cytoplasm.